Oldenlandia corymbosa var. corymbosa is the source of this 5755-nucleotide messenger RNA. Lineage: Eukaryota; Viridiplantae; Streptophyta; Magnoliopsida; Gentianales; Rubiaceae. The record is from the annotation of a GenBank genome assembly.
AAAAUUCACCCUAAAUUGGUCAAUCAUUGUACUUGUACAUACGACAUGGCAAAUGUUUAAAAGACAAUAAGGAAAGCAGCCUCACUUUUUCUUCUAGAAAAAAAGAAUUAUUUUAAACCAAAUUGAUUUUUAUUUUAUUAUAUUUCGUAACAAAUCGUUGCAGCCUUUGAUUGACUUAAAGACUCCUCAAACCUCAUUCAACAAAGCAAGAUAGACACUUUGCUCCUCUCCCCAUCUCUCUCUAUUCAAUCUCCUUCAUAUACCCCCCGAAGCUCUCUGCAGGUAGGUUCACCUUCCCUUUUUUGUGACUUCCCAUCGUUUCUUGAGAGUGAUCUUCAUAGUUUCCUGUUGAAAUUUUUUCUGGGUCCUGUUUAAUUUGAAGUUCAGGUUAUGGCGACACCAACAAGAAUCGGCCUUUGUGGCCUUGCUGUCAUGGGGCAAAAUCUUGCUCUUAACAUUGCUGAGAAAGGAUUUCCGAUCUCUGUUUACAACCGGACCACUUCUAAAGUUGAUGAGACUGUUGAACGCGCUAAAAGGGAGGGAAAUCUUCCUCUAUUUGGAUUCCAUGAUCCUGAGUCCUUUGUACAAUCAAUCCAGAAGCCUCGCGUCAUCAUCAUUCUUGUGAAGGCUGGUUCUCCUGUUGAUCAAACCAUUAAAACUCUUUCUGCUUACAUGGAAAAAGGAGACUGCAUCAUUGAUGGUGGAAAUGAAUGGUAUGAGAACACUGAGAGGAGAGAGAAAGCAAUGAACGAAUUGGGUCUGCUUUAUCUUGGAAUGGGAGUUUCAGGUGGUGAAGAGGGUGCUCGUAAUGGACCUUCCUUGAUGCCUGGAGGUGCUUUUGAAGCCUACAAGAACAUUGAAGACAUCCUACUAAAGGUGGCUGCUCAAGUUCCUGACAGUGGCCCUUGUGUUACCUACAUUGGCAAAGGAGGAUCUGGAAACUUCGUCAAAAUGGUCCAUAAUGGAAUUGAAUAUGGUGACAUGCAGCUGAUUUCUGAAGCUUAUGAUGUGCUAAAAUCAGUUGGAAAGCUUUCUAAUGACGAACUCCAACAAGUUUUUUCUGAAUGGAACAAGGGGGAGCUUCUUAGCUUUUUGAUUGAAAUUACAGCCGAUAUAUUUGGAAUUAAGGAUGAUAAGGGAGAUGGGUAUUUAGUGGACAAGGUUCUUGACAAAACUGGAAUGAAGGGGACUGGUAAAUGGACAGUGCAGCAAGCUGCAGACCUGUCAAUUGCUGCUCCUACAAUUGCAGCGUCAUUGGAUUCAAGAUUCCUUAGUGGUUUAAAAGAGGAAAGAACUGAAGCUGCCAAAGUUUUCAAGUCUAGUGGUGUUAGUGACAUCCUCAGUGACCAAGAUGUGGAUAAGAAGAAAUUGAUUGAUGACGUGAGACAAGCUCUUUAUGCAUCCAAGAUAUGUAGUUAUGCACAGGGAAUGAACUUAAUCCGUGCAAAGAGCAUUGAAAAGGGAUGGGACUUGAAACUUGGUGAGCUUGCCAGGAUAUGGAAGGGUGGUUGCAUUAUCCGUGCCAUAUUCUUGGACCGCAUUAAGCAGGCUUAUGACAGAAACCCUGAACUUGCAAACCUACUGGUGGAUCCAGAGUUUGCAAAGGAAAUUGUUGAGAGACAGUCUGCUUGGAGACGGGUAGUGUGCCUUGCUAUCAACGCUGGAAUUAGUACUCCUGGCAUGUCAACAAGUCUUGCUUAUUUUGACACAUACAGGAGGGAAAGGCUUCCUGCUAAUUUGGUCCAAGCUCAAAGGGAUUAUUUUGGUGCUCAUACCUAUGAGAGGACUGACAUGCCAGGAUCCUUCCACACCGAAUGGUUCAAGAUUGCCAAGCAGUCCAAAAUAUAAGUAUUUUACUGUUGUGUUUCGUCAAUGUAAGACCGUAAGUGUUAUUUGGAAUAAUAUCUCUGUUACUACUGUUAGUUGAAGCUUCAGCCUUUUGAUUAUGUAAUCUCUUUGAGGCUCUACUCUGUAACUGAGUCUGUCAAUUCAUAUGGAGUUUUCUUUGUAUCUGUUGUCUACAAUGAUUUGUAGACAUAUUGGCGUUGUACCUUUCUGAUAAACUUUUUUUUUUUCUUGUUUUUCCUUCCCCCCCUGCAAGCUUUGACUUGCUCAAUAUCAGUUUUUCUUGACUUCUUAAAACAUAAGGUUCUUGUGAUCAGAAAAGAUUUGUCUCUAGCUUACCAUAUAUUUUUCUUUUUUUUGGCUAAGAGAUUUAUGUAUUUUCAGUGCCCCUGAGGUGCAACAUCUUUUCAUCCAUUUACUCUUCCUCGAAUUUUGUUUUGGAAAAUGUUGAGAGACUUCUAGUUGAUAUGAAAUUCCUGAUUGCAUAAGAAUUGUUUUGAGUUCGUUUGAGGACCUAACAUGCACACUUAAUGCUUACUUGGGGCGCUCUGAGAAUCUAGCAUGUCUUGACCUGCGAGCUCCCUCUUAAAGCAUUAAGCUAAAAAUCUGAAGAUGCAUAAUACCACUUUUCAGUCUUUCGCAUUUUGGUCUAUGAACAAUACCUGGUUUUCUAUCUGCUGCAACAUCAAGAAUUGUGUCCCUUGUGCGCUGGGAUUCCUGGUUUGCAAUCAAACCAGCAGCACCAGAGCGCCUGUCUUCUCUACUGGAUUUUUAAAGAUGAUAGCCAAAGAUAUACCCUAACUGUUUCACUUAAUUUUGGUGUCAUCUUUCAUAUGUGUAACUCUCCAUCAUCUGUUUGGUCAACCUGCUGUUUAGACCAGCAUGUUUCAUCUUUAUCAGUCAGUCAGUUAUUUACUUGAGCAUUAAUAGCGAUGUCACUAUCGUCGGCUUUUCCACUCUGCUUCUUUUUGAGUGCUUGCAUCAGUCUAUACACAUGUGGGCUAUAUUUUGGGGAUUUCUUCUUUGCAGAAUCUACUGUAUUUAGCUGUUAAGACUUGUUAUUGGCCAUCGUCACUUAUAAUUGAACUUGCAUUCUUCAUGUUUAUGCAGGAAUCCAGUUUAUUGAUUGCAUGAUUUCUGAAUAGUAUAUUUUGCCAUGGAGCUGUCUCCUAUACCAUGUACUGUGAGUUGAGCAAUACUUCACAGUAUAUAUCCUUGCAAUUUUGCUCAGCUUUCUGGUGAAGGUCAUUUCCCCCCUUAUUAAAUUUUAUGCAUGAAAAGAAACCCAUAGAAAUAGUACCUGCUUUCAAAUCUCUCUCCGAUUGUUUCACUCUUUUUCAAUUUUAAUUUGUCUGUGGGAAAGUCUCUCCCUCCAGUUCAUUCAUGAAUAAGUAUGCAGGAAGAAAAGUAUGUAACAGUGAAACAGAACUAUAGCUCCCCUGCUCUUUUAUGCACUAGUUAUAUGAUCCUUGAUAUCCAUGCCAUAUGUAAAUUAAACAUUCUAAAUUAAUAACCCAAUUGAACAAAUACAGGAAGAGACAAAUAAGAAGCAAGGAUUUCCUCUGCCAUGUUUUUCUCUUGACAAUAGUAAGCAAAUAAUGUUUUUUUGUAAUAUCUGCCUACACCGACCUACUUAUUUUUCCUAGACUUGCCUUUACUGUAAACAUCACCAGUGGAAAUAUUUACCUUGCGCCCCUGCUGCUCCUUUUCUGGUUUUGGUUUCUGAGCACGUUCCUUUUUCUCAAUCUGUUUGUAUGAUUUAUGGCCUGUAGAUCUUCUGUCAUCCGAGCCUCCUGCAUGCUCCAGGAAAUCCCUCCCAUGGCUUCCUUUAUUGGUUACACAAGGUCCUCCUUGAUGACUUGGACCAGAAGAGGCAUCAGAAGCCAUGGAAUCGUCACUUUCGCCGUCUCCUCCAUCGUCGUAAUAGAAAUCCUUGUAUUCUCUCCUUUCAGUGCCACUCUCAUGGUUGCUGUCAUCAUCGUCGUCAUCGUCGGGAUUAUCUUCCUGGAUUGGUGAAGCAAUGUACAUAGUCCAUCCAGAUUCAUUGCUGCUGCAUUCUUCUGUGUCUCCAAUAUUAUUAGAAGAGUCCAUUACUGUUGUGCUAGCUGUUGAAAUAUGAAAGGAAAGGAUAGUUCAACAAAGAAGGAUAAAAGGAGGACUUCCACCUCACCAAUAUGACUCUUCCAUGCAAAGACUAGUCAUGAAUGAAACCUUUCUCCUGAUGCUGAUGGAACCUUAUAAUCCAAAAGUAAGUUUUGCUAUAAAUUCUCUGCCCUUUAUUAUCUGGAUACUGUCUCUGCAAGACAAAAUACAGGUGAACUAAUCCCUCAAUUAAGAGAGCUUCUUUUUUUUUGAAAAAAGUUUGACUCUAAAUUUAUAACACCAUCAUACCUGAACAUUAUAAUACCGUCCAUCUUCUUUACUCCUCUGUCUACCUCAUAAAUAUAAUGCAGCUUUUGAAAUGGCUAUACAGAUGUGCCCCACUCUACUAAUAUAGAGAAGAAUGUAUAAUGAAAUCAAUGAUCACAUAUGGCUAGAAUGAGGGCCUCCUCUUUGAAGUACACCAAUAUUAUUAAGCCUUUUUAAUUGUUUGUCAUCUACCAGGAGCAGCCUUUCAUGUGAAAUAUACAGUGAACCCAACUGUAUUUUGGCGUCUUCUAUCAGGUUUUGAUUGUAUCAUUAUGCUGUUCUCCAUUGUGCCCUUUGUUAGGCUAUUGUCUUAGGCCCUGUAAAAGCAGGGUUGUGUCCUUUUUUGUGUUACUGGGUUGAUAAAGAUAAGAUUUUUAUAUUAGUAUUUACGUUGAUUUUUCAAAUGUCAGGGCACGGUGGUAACAUAUAAUUCAUACAUUCGAUACGCGAUAGUAAGAUAGACAUAUGACUCGAUCGCCAUUUGCCAAAGUUAAUAUCGAUAUAGAGGAAUGAUUGAAAGUUCAAACCCGCACUCAACUAGUUUGUCAUUCUCCCCUUAGGUCAUUAUGUGGUUUGUUUGUCCAUCCACUAAGACAAGAGAUAAUAGGCCCCCUUGAAGGCUUGAAUUAUUCUGGGAUGAUAGAAUACCAAUCCUUUUCUUUUGAUUGAUUCUUGACUUUGUACUGGGGUAGGGCUCCCCUAAGAAGAUAAUUCUUGGAAGUUAUAAACAACAAGACAACAUUCCCUUAGCUGUGGAUUCGACCUAAUUGCAAUCUUUUGUUUGUAUUGUUUAUGUGUUUCAAACAUUGUGAAUGGCAACAAAAGCUGAAUCAUAUCAUGCAUUUCGGAUACCGACAUUUGCGUGUUUAUAAUCUUUUCCUUAGUUUCAUUCCAUCAACUCUCUUGUGGGAGCCUUUUGCACACCUCAUCCGAAAUUGAAAGAGGGGUUCAAUCACUGAUCAAUUAUUCCCAGCUAUUUCUUUGUCUGUUUGUUUGGAUGAAAACGAAAUUCCCCAGUUCUCCCCCGUGCGAAUCAUUAUAUAAAUCGGUCCAGAAUCGUUGUUGUUUGAGAGGUUUGAGCUCAAGUAACUCUGUGCUUCUCUCGUUGGGAAUUCGAGUUUUACCAACGACCAGAUUUGCGAGUUUUAGAAUAAUAUAAUAAAUACUUUUUCAUGAACUUGGUAAACUUUGUCUUGUAAUCUAUGUAGUUUGAUAUUACAUUAUUGCUUGUGAGUUACUAGCUCUCCACCCCACCCCCCACAAAACCCUUUUGAGUACAAACAAAAUUUUCUUUGUUGAAGUAAGCAAAAAUUUUCAAUGAUUAAAACGCACAUGUCCACUUAUUAACAAACAUCCAAUAAUCGACCCUAUUGAAAAAUCCCGUAUUAGAAUACAAACUUUUCACAUCAAAUGUAAUAAUACUGCCAAAAUCAAUUAAAAAUAAGGUUACAAUAACAGUGCACUGAAAUAGGAAUAUCAUAAUUAUUUAUUCUUUCUUUUA